UUAAAAAGCAAUGCUGAAAUUAAAUUGCGAAUAAGAAUGAUAUAACAGUUAUCUGUAUCUUUAAAAUAAUUCGCUGGAAUUAUUUACAAAUUCACGUAAUUCUGUUUCCGCGAUUACUUGAAACAUGAAUAUGGAAUCUUCCGCUAGCUUUAGACCUAUCAUGAACAGUAACUUCAGUUACGCCAUGCCGGGUCAUCUAUUCCCACCGCCAUCUUUGGCCAUGCGGGAGAGACCAAUGUUGCCGGAUUUCGGUGGACCCUUCCAUCUAGGGACUUACCACGAAGUAUCCGGCAUUCCUUGCCGGACUCCGUCCCCUUCUUCGGUGAUGGGGGUGGUCGGCAACCAUUCUCCUUCUUCCCCGAGCGACACGGGAAACACUGAUGGUCAAGAUACUGCUGAUGAGCACCCACCUGCUAGUACAGAUGACGAGUGUUCUUCAAGGGACAUAAACGGACGUUCAGAAUCUCACGGCCACGACAGUAAAUCUUCACACGAUACUUUCCCCUCCAACAACUCUUCCCUUCCAGGCAUCCCAAACAGCAAAAAGAACUGUCGCCACGCCAAGUCCGUCCGACUAAGCAUCAACGCCCGGGAGCGACGCAGGAUGCAUGACUUGAACGACGCCCUGGACGAGCUGCGGUCCGUCAUUCCUUACGCCCACUCGCCCUCGGUGCGGAAGCUCUCCAAGAUCGCCACCCUCUUACUCGCCAAGAACUACAUUCUGAUGCAGGCGAACGCCCUCGAGGAGAUGAGGCGGAUCCUGGCCUGCGUCAACCAGGCCGGGGUGGCCCUGCCUCCAGCCGCUGCAGCUGCAGCUGCGGCCGCCUCCAUGCCCGUGCUGACGGAAGGGGCGUUCCCGCCGCCCACCUACGGAAGCCCCAGGCAAGAAAAGGAGCCGGGAAUGGGAGUCUUGUACCCUGGGGCCCCGGCUUGUGAUCAGUGCGAGAAGCCCUGAUGGUGUCCGAGAUGAAAAUUAGUGAUAUGAAUCAACUGAUCUUUCAUUUAUUGAGAUCUUUCUGUGUAGAGAAAGGAUAGAAUAACAUGGGAUUUCCACAUCAAAUACAAUUUGUUACCUUUGGUUUGUUGAAUGAAAAUGAAUGAUUUCAAGGGAAAUCAUAGAUGGAAGAUAAAAAUUGGUUUUCAUUGAGGAAAAUAGCAACUGGAUUGAGUGACUAAAAAUGUUUAGCGAACUUUUCCACACUUUGCAAUUUUUGUUAAUGAAAAAGAAAUUAAAUAGAAGGAAUGACUUGUUUUAAAACGAAUGAACAUGUGAAAUUAGUUUCAGAGUUUAAACUUGUUAUGCACAUUUUAAUCAUGUGACGAGCGAGUUUUGCUGUUUAGCUGCAUGUGAGGAUGAGACUCAAAGCUAGUCUUACACACAAUCUAAGAAUAGAUACUUGUUUAUUGUCUUUGCUUCAAUAAAUGCAAACUGAAAAGCUUGUUUUAUUAUUUAAAGAGUCUCAAAAAACUUUGUAGCUCAAUAACUUCGAAGUAUGAUACGACUGGUGAAGUUAAACUUCAAGAAUAGAAAAUAUUUGGAGUUGAUUUGUUUCUGAAAACUUUUCUGGGAAUGCAUGGAACUUUACUAUUUGCUCUCCUUUCUUUCUGAGAGAAAAACCGAACAAGAAAAUACUUAAUUUAAUUCAAUCAGACAGGUGGCAUGAUGCAACUCUGAAGAGACUGAAGUGAUAUUUAUAAUUUAUGAAAUGUCUUUCUGUUUUUACGGAUGAGAAUUUCGAGUCCAAUAUCAAACGUCUUACAUCUUUCAUGUGUGUUUAUUAGAUAUUGAUAUUUAAUAACUAUAUUGCUAAUAGAUAUGAACUUAAGAAGCGUCAUACACACAAGAAUGGCGAAUUAAACUCUCAAAGAUAUUAAAUUGAAGAGAAAACCUAACAUUCGUGAACUAAACUACUGAUUCAAAAACUACGGAAGGAAGCUGCUAUAAACUUAAAAUAUUGUAGUAUUUCAAGUACAGUUACCAUUCUAGCUUGUUUUCUUAUCAAGAAUUAAUAAUUUCGAUUAGCUGAAGAUCAAACUAAUGAUAAUUAACGAAAGAAGUAAAAAUGAGUGGUAUUGCUUAGUAGCGCUUAUGCCUUUAAACAGUUUUUUCAUUAAUUUAAAGAUUCAUUUUCUUUCAGACAGUUAAUAUCUUAUUUCCAAUUAUUUGUUUUUUUUUUCUUUAGUGAUCCAAAACUUUAGUUAUAAUCGAAAGAAAAUUGGAAAAUAAAUAUAAAAAUGUGAUAAAAAUUAUUUCAAAAGAUUUUAAUCUUGUCAUUACGUAAACGUUUGAAAACGUUAAGUUUUGUUAUUUAAAGGAACCAACUUUUUUAAUCCCUUAAAAAGAAACUUGAGAUAAAAAGUUUAAUAAAAAAUUAUGUAAAUUGGAAAAGAUCAUUGGUUAAAAAAAUGAAAAAUUACAUUGUAUGCAUACAGUCUGAAGCCAGAUACAAUUCCCGGUAUAUUAUUAAAUGCUGCACUUAUAUGUAUAUAAUUUGUUGUACAAAACUGAACUAUCAGCAAUUCGUUGCUCAAUAGAUCACAUAUAAUCGAAUAGUUGAGUUUGUAUCCAAUAUUUAUCCAAAAUAGAUUUUUCUUCAAUGUGCGUUUUAAGGUUGAUUACUUAUGGAAA
This is a messenger RNA of Argiope bruennichi, 2629 nucleotides long. RefSeq names its product class E basic helix-loop-helix protein 22-like (gene Oli). The record is from RefSeq and is a predicted model, not a curated record. The coding region runs from base 125 to 955 and encodes 276 amino acids. Gene Ontology annotation, molecular function: protein dimerization activity. The transcript has 2 exons. NCBI's taxonomy places the organism in Eukaryota, Metazoa, Arthropoda, Arachnida, Araneae, Araneidae.